AUGCAAGAGCUGGAGGCGAGUCUCUUGCUCAAACUUGGAGACAGGAUAAAUGCCCGAAUAGAAGGACUGGAGCCACGGCUAAAUCCUGCGCCGCUACUGAGGCCUCCCUUGGCAGCGGACACGGCGAAGAGAGGAAAGAAGGUGAUAAGAAACUCACCUGUCCUUCCGGCGGUUGUCACCCCCGUAGCUCCCGUGGUGACUGCCGUCGAUUCUAGUUCAGGAAAGGACACAAGAAGAGGAAAGGAGAAGAAGAUGGACGGACCUUCUCGGCCACUCAACCCGGAUACUCUGGAGGAGAACUGGGUCACGGUGGCAAAGAAGAAAAAGAAGAAGGAGGAUAAGACGCAGCCAAGAACGGGGCCGGCUCCAAAGCCAAAGAAGAGUCCCCAGGCCAAGUCGAAGCCGAAGCCGAAGCUUAGAAUGCCUCGGUCGUCGGCCGUUGUGAUCACCCUCACCGAUGAGGGCAGGAGAGAGCCAAGAAGGCGAGACGCGCGAAAGCUGCGUGACGGCUGCCCUCGGCACGGGGCUGGGUUUAAAGGCCUAGCUGAUACCAGCCCCUUGUCCGAACAGUGCAGUGACGAAUGGGCUCUUGGAUGGUUUAGUGGGUAG
Molecule: messenger RNA, 609 nt
Organism: Leptosia nina
Lineage: Eukaryota; Metazoa; Arthropoda; Insecta; Lepidoptera; Pieridae
Source: the annotation of a GenBank genome assembly